Messenger RNA from Paralichthys olivaceus (Japanese flounder), 581 nucleotides. The record is from RefSeq and is a predicted model, not a curated record. Lineage: Eukaryota; Metazoa; Chordata; Actinopteri; Pleuronectiformes; Paralichthyidae.
AGGCUCUUGGCUGCAAACCCCACUCUGUCUGAACAGUCUGCUCACAUACUGUUAGAGCGAAGUCUAGAGCAGGUGGAAGGAGGUUUUGUGUUCUCCAGAGACUUGCGGGUUAAUUUUAAAAACAUUCACCGCUUCACUUUGGAGCAGAGUCUGGAGAUGCAGUCGAGGAUUCAAGCCUCUGUUCUAGUUAUUCUAGCACAAGGUGGCGUUGAAAGAAGAUUUUCCGAACCAGCCCAAAUGAAAUUCACCUCAACUCUUCUUCAAAACUUUCGGGACAGAAAUCACAAGGUGGUGACGGUACCGGGCGAUCAUCACGUCCACCUGAAUAACCCUGAGGUCAUCGCCCCAUUUGUGACCAACAUCCUGCAAACUAAAGCUUUGUCACUGUCAACCAAGCGGGAGCACAAGUUAUAAAAUACUAACAUUCUCCAACACGCUGUCACAGUUCCAUCAUGUUCUCCACUCGUCUGUAAGAUCAACCUGUACUACUGUAGUAGAGCUCCCUUGAAUCAUUCCUCAAUGUAACAUACUUACAUUUUUUAAUUAAAUUUAAGAAUAAAAGUUGGUUUCCUUGUUCGCUA